AUGUGCAACCUCUCAAAGCCCAGGACACGGAGAAGCGAGAUAAAUGAGGAGAUGGUGGCUAGCAGCCUACCGGCUAAGCUGCAGUAUGCGUGCCGCUACUGGGUCGAUCACCUCGAGCACAGCCAGCGCAGCGUCGCCGACGGAGACGCAGUGCUUGUCUUCAUUCAGACGCACCUUUUGCACUGGCUCGAAGCGAUGAGUCUGAUGCGGGAGACAGGCCAAUGCGUGCGCUUGCUAUCAAGACUGCAGGCGCUGGUGGCGCCGUCUGGAGACGCAUAUUUAGCCUUCCUCCGCAAUGCGAACCGAUUUGUGCUGCGUUUCUGUUCGAUCCUAGCAGAAGCACCCUUGCAAGUCUACUCGUCAGCGCUUGUCUUCGCACCAGAGACGAGUAUUUUCCGGAAGACGUUUGUCAAGCAGGUCCCACAAGCGGUGGAAAUGCUUUCGGACAGAGAAGGAGACUGGGACGCGUGUCGCAGCGUGCUGGAGGGCCAUUCAGACAAUGUCAAUGCGGUGGUGUUCUCGCGAGACGGACAGCUGGUCGCCUCAGCAUCCGACGACAGGACAGUGCGAGUGUGGGAGACGGCAACGGGCACCUACGACGUCAACGCGGUGGUUUUCUCGCGAGACGGACAGCUGGUCGCCUCAGCAUCCGACGACGAGACAGUGCGAGUGUGGGAGACGGUGACGGGCACGUGUCGCAGCGAGCUGAAGGGCCAUUCACAAUAUGUCAAUGCGGUGGUGUUCUCGUCAGACGGACAGCUGGUCGCCUCAGCAUCUCACGACAGGACAGUGCGAGUGUGGGAGACGGCGACGGGCACGUGUCGCGGCGUGCUCGACAGCUCAUCGCCGUACAUAUAUCACCUCACUUUCUCGCCUGACGAUCAGGCCCUGCAUACCGACAAAGGAGACAUUCCGCUGCCUGCAUCUCUAAAUCUGACGCCACCUGUUGAGCAGGAAGAGCAAUCUUUGCAGCUCUCAGUAGAGGACCAGUGGGUGUUGCGCAACACGCAGCGCUUUCUGUGGCUGCUGUUCAAGUACCGGUCAUACAAUUCGGCAGUAUGCAAGGACAUGGUCUGUCUUCGGUGUCCAUCUGGGCGCGUGGCUCUGCUUAAACUGCAAUAG
This is a messenger RNA of Macroventuria anomochaeta, 1122 nucleotides long. Its product is annotated as WD40 repeat-like protein. Gene Ontology annotation, biological process: negative regulation of transcription by RNA polymerase II. The transcript has 3 exons. Lineage: Eukaryota; Fungi; Ascomycota; Dothideomycetes; Pleosporales; Didymellaceae. The record is from RefSeq and is a predicted model, not a curated record. Gene Ontology annotation, cellular component: nucleus; transcription repressor complex. Bases 1 to 1122 code for a protein of 373 amino acids. Gene Ontology annotation, molecular function: protein binding.